AUGUUAAGGAAUCUCGACCCAAAUGUAUACGACAUAGCGUGUAUACAGGAACCCUUCCUCAAUACUGUUAACCUAGCUAACGCAUCUAACUUAAGACAGUUUUGGGAUGUCAUCUAUCCGACCGACCACCACACCGGCGCAGGAAGAUCGCAAACCAUCACCCUGGUUAACAAGAAGUUAUUGAAGAACAACUGGCACAUAAUACCUGUAAAAUCACCAAACAUCAUAGCACUAGAGCUAACAGGUCAAUUUGGGAAGGUGCGUCUGUACAACAUCUACAAACCCAUGCGAUAG
Suillus clintonianus is the source of this 294-nucleotide messenger RNA. RefSeq lists its product as uncharacterized. The record is from RefSeq and is a predicted model, not a curated record. Bases 1 to 294 code for a protein of 97 amino acids. Lineage: Eukaryota; Fungi; Basidiomycota; Agaricomycetes; Boletales; Suillaceae. The transcript has a single exon.